This is a messenger RNA of Scomber scombrus (Atlantic mackerel), 1073 nucleotides long. RefSeq lists its product as uncharacterized. The coding region runs from base 96 to 950 and encodes 284 amino acids. The record is from RefSeq and is a predicted model, not a curated record. The transcript is spliced from 6 exons. Lineage: Eukaryota; Metazoa; Chordata; Actinopteri; Scombriformes; Scombridae.
CCUCAGUCCCUUCAUAACCAGCAGCCAGUUUGCUCUCACAGACCGAAAAACAGAAAAAAACGCAGGAGGGGACGAACUCUGGCGCUUUCCCCAGGAUGGAGAAGAAUUCUCCAUCCAAGCCAUCUGUGGCUGAGCUGGCUGGAAGGUUCAAAGGUCAUAUUAUACCAACGCCCACCUCAAAUGACGAGUCGCCAUUUUAUAGAAGACCUCCAUCUUCUCUGAAGCUGCAAAACCAAAAAGAUGAUAAUGAAGAAUCAGUUAAAACUAAUGCCUCUUCAAAGCCCUUUAAAAUGAAAAUGAAGAAUUCACCCAUCAUUGAGAAACUGCAGGCCAACCUUGCUCUGUCACCCACCGCUCUGCUGCCAUCGCCAAAGACUUCUGAGGUGAAGCUGCAGCCGGCGCCGCUGUCCCCCACCACACCCUGCAGCCCACAGAGCCCACUGGGUCCCACCCUGCGGCCCCAACAGUCCAUUGAAGAGGAGGAUCCUGUCAGCUUUGACAGCCCUCCUGAAGGCGCCCCACUGCCUAGCUUCAACAAGACUCGUGCACGACUAUCGUUCAAGAGGCGCCCGCCCACAAGACAGCACAGGAGGUCAGCUGGAGAGGAGGCAGGUGCCUUCGGUAGUGGUCUUUCCCCAUCUGAACUGUACAGCCCAAAAGAAAAUGGGGACGGGGACCUGGUUUUAGACAGCCCAGCAGAGGAAGCCGAACACAGCCAAGCUGAGGAGCGGGACAGGGACUGUGAAAAGACAAAGGAAGAUGUAGAAAAGGAUGAUCCAGAUAACAGGGAAGAUCUGGAGGAGCAGGCAGCAGAACAAGCCCUGACCUCUGAACGGCAGCCGUCGGAGCCUUGUCCUGCUGAGCAGACAGAGGGUGACUUUCAGAGAGAAGAGAAUCAGGAGGAGAUGCCAAGACCCACCAAGGAGGAAAUUAAAGGGUGUGAACUGUGAAUGUUUACGUCAAGGAAAUCAGAAAUAUAUGAAUAAGUUAUUCAGUGCUUUGAUUAAGAGAACUUUUUGAAAAUACUCUUCAUAAAGAGUUCAUCUAUUUUAAGGUUCUUUGUAUACCUGGUC